Pocillopora verrucosa is the source of this 584-nucleotide messenger RNA. Its product is annotated as histone H2B, gonadal-like. The record is from RefSeq and is a predicted model, not a curated record. Gene Ontology annotation, molecular function: protein heterodimerization activity; structural constituent of chromatin; DNA binding. Gene Ontology annotation, cellular component: nucleosome. Lineage: Eukaryota; Metazoa; Cnidaria; Anthozoa; Scleractinia; Pocilloporidae.
AUGCCAGCCAAAGUCGCAGGAAAGAAAGGCGAGAAGAAAGCCGGAAAGGCUAAAGCCAUUGCUGAUGGAAAGAAGAAGAGGAGAGGAAAGAGAAGGGAAAGCUAUGCUAUCUACAUCUACAAGGUGUUGAAGCAAGUUCACCCCGACACUGGUAUCUCCAGCAAAGCCAUGGGCAUCAUGAACUCGUUCGUUAACGACAUCUUCGAGCGCAUUGCCACCGAAGCUUCCCGCCUUGCCCACUACAACAAGAAGUCGACCAUCAGCUCUCGCGAGAUCCAGACCGCUAUCAGGCUGCUUCUGCCAGGUGAACUGGCAAAACAUGCCGUCAGUGAAGGAACCAAAGCUGUGACCAAAUACACCAGCAGCAAGUAAACUCACUUUGUGGGUUUCCCGCCAAAACAAACGGCUCCUUUAGGAGCCACCAAAUGUUAUGAAAGUCAGUCAUUAACGUAAUACGAGCUUAAAUGAAAAUGUUUCUCUUAAUAUCAACUAUGAUGGUUUGGAUUUGGUUAGAGUUUUCCUUGUGUAUAAGGUCUGUUUUUUAACUGACCGCGCGACCUGUUUCUUGACCAGGCGAAACAAAA